GAUUUAAAAAAGGUCGAUAUUUUUUGACAAAGAGAAGACACGUUUUGUAGCCACGGUAGACCUGAAUUAAUUGGUCCGUAAAAGACCUUACAGUCAGGUGGUUUCCCAUGGAGAUUAUGUACACUAAAAUGGCGGCGGGCUUAGAGGCCGACAUUUAAAACAGUGGCAUGUAAACAACAGGUGAAGUGACCAGUGAACUGUUUGAUCAUACUGUCGAGGUAGCGGAUACAUCAGUACACAUCCUCCAAUGACCUCCAUGGCGGCGGUUCCCCGGGUCUCCGCGGGACAGAGGCGGUUCCCUAACCUGCCCGUCAUUGAGCACCCUAUGUCCAGAAUGAGUAACCGUGAUGAUCUGGCCGUGCUUGGAUCCGCCCGCGGACUCAGGGCAGGACAGUUCGGGAAGAUUUCCUUCCAGGAUCCUGGGUCUGGGGCAAGGGAACCCGCACCCAUCAGUGCAAACCGAGCUAGUGCCCCAGAGCGGAUACUCCAGUGGCCCCCAGUGACUGAAAUUUUCCCUCCUUUUAAAUACCGUCACUCGGCUGCUGAAAGAAUGGGACUGGUAAGAAAAAAGUCAGUCCACAAGAAAAAGAGACACCUUAUAUUGCCAAAGAUUGACAGCAGUCAAACAUCUGUAGCCCAGAGUCAGAGUUCUUCUCAACCUCCAGAAAUUGUUAAGCUCCCCCCACUGAACCUCCUGUUGGACGCAAUAUCUGAGGAAGAGUCAGAGUACACCCAGGGACCCCGAUCUCGCGGUCGCCAGGAAUCUGCCACACCACGCACUAAUGGAGAGGUGAUAGAGAAGAUCAAGGACAAACUGACAACAGGGUUUUAUGGACUGAGGCACAUGUUCAAGGCCAACGACCCUACAGGGAAAGGGACCGUAUCAAGGGAAGCCCUGCUCAGGAUUCUGUACAGUCUGGUGGGAUAUCUCACACAGGAACAAUUCAACAAAUUCCUUAAAGGAACUGGACUGGACGGGAAGGAACACAUUUCCUUUGACAGUUUUGUGGCCUGCUUCAAGGAUAAUGAGGCAGUUCUCUGUAAGGUGGUGAACCGACGUCUCCCUGGCUUGACAGUGCAGAAGGAGUGGGUGAGUCCGCUACAGCGGCUAGAGAAAGAGAAAUGUCGUCACUACCCGGAGGCCGAGCUUAUACGCACAGACACCAUAGUUACCAACCCCUACCUGUCAGCGCCAUACUCCGACACGCUGUUCAGGGAGAAAAUACGCAACAUAGACGAUGCAAGACAGGUCUUUCCCGCUGCAUGUUUUCAGGCCAAUGGAAGAAUUGUGCCCCCGCAGCUUCGAGAGGCACACGCUCAACUCGGAAUCUUCAUGACAGACAGUGAAUUCACAUCACUAUGGCAGCGGUACGACAAAGAGGGUUUGGGAGCCAUCAGGACCAGUCUAUUCUUAAAACGGGCAGCCAUAGAUACCCGACCCAAAACAUUUUCACACCGCAGCAAGACCUCUGUGGAGCUCAAGGUCAGACCGAAAUCAGAGGCCAAGGUCGUGACCUUAACUCACAACAGUCAGACUGAGGAGAGUGAGCCUUCUGCACAGGAUAUACCAGGCGAGACUACACAAGAGACAGCAGAGCCAACCAAGGAAACAGACAACACUGACAAAAAUAAAGCAUCAGAGCUGGCAACCAGUAAAGACUCAGGGGAACCAGACAAAGGGGAGGAAAUCAAGAUCAAUAUCAGCCGCAAAAAGAAGGUUCAGCCAAAACUGGAGAACAUCAUAGACUGUCUACACUACAGGUUUGAGGAGUCUUACAAUGCCAUGCUCUCAGCUUUUGACCUGUUUGACUACCUGAGUGAUGGAUACAUUUCUCGCGUUGACUUCCGCCGCGUUCUCCAGGAGUUUGGUCUGAAUAUAUCUGUGACCGACCUUGACAACUUCCUAGCAAGAAAUGGAGUGAGAACAAUUCGUGGGCAGGUGAACUACAAGGAAUUCCUGAACAAGUUUCAGAGUAAAUCAGAAAACAGUGUCACAAACAGGGUUGUCACCAGCCAACAAUUCCAGGAUAAGAAGUUUCCAGCAUGGCCCCUUCCUCAACACUCUUUGACUUCAGAAGAACUUGACGUUCGAUUGGUCGAUUUACUUCACGGAGAUUUCCUCAAGCUGAUCGGCUACUUCAAGUCCUGUGACAAGUAUGGUUUGGGUGUAAUCACCCCCCACGAGUUCCGCAGCGGGAUAGAGAAGCGGCUAGGGUACCCCAUGUCUGAGCGUCAAUGGGAGCAGGUGAAGUGUGAUGUGGGACAGGACAGUGAUGGACUGAUCCCCUACAACAAGUUCCUCCAGAUGUUUGACGUCCCGCCUGGGUCGUGGAACAGGAAGCAGGAGGGAGGACUGGAUGUCUGCCAGGUCGUCCCUGCCUCUAUGGUGCAGUCCUCGGCAGUGGACCGACUCAGGGAGAAAGCCAAGACCUUCAUGCACUCCCAGCCGGAGGCAGUCGGUGUCCAGCCCCAGGAUAACAUCAGAACCAUCACUGAUGUGAUGAAGAUUUUAGAGGAGCUGUUUCGCAAUAGAUUCCACACUUUUGACAAGCAUUUUCAAGACAUGGAUCGUCGUAAGACAGGCAGGAUGAGUAAAUGGCAGUUCGGUGCCCUGCUUCGACUAUGUGGAGUUAGCUUGACAAACUCGGAGCUGGAUCGAGUCUGGGUCCGACUCAAUGUUUCCAAUGAUGGAAUGUACAGCUACAAGUCCCUCAUCAAAGCGUUCGCUCACAAACAGACCGGGCAGGAUGUCAGGAGGGAACAGACAGACAGUGACACUAGAGAGAUGAUCGAAACUGCUAAAAGAGUGCAGCGAGAGAGAAGGGAGAAGAGCGUGUCAUCCCAACAACAGAAAACCACCACCACCGUCACCACCAACACAGGAGAGGUAGCCACCACCACCCAAACCACCACCGUGGCUUCUGUAACAGAGAACAACACAAAAACCACCACCGUCGACACUGUUGUAGCAGAGAAGGCCCCAGGCACGGCCUUGUCAAUCAAAAGUCAGCGAACCAGGGACCUCCUUAACAAAAUCAAGUCUCAGGUGGUUGGAAAUUGGGAAGGAUUAAAGACAGUUUUUAAAUUCAUUGAUAAAAAUGGCAACGCAACUAUUUCCAUCUCUGAUAUGAAGGAGGUUUUAAAUACCAUGAAGUUUCCAAUGUCUGAAGAAGACAAACGUGAUCUGUGUCAAAGAUUUGACCUACAACGAAAUGGAAGGUUCCACUACCUGGAAUUUAUGAAGUGCUACUCCCAGAACCCUCCUCACCUGUCCAAAUCUCAGGUCUUCAGCAAACACACGCACAAACUAGAGAGAAAGCAGCGUGAUAUUAAAUCAGCCACGGUAGGAUUGGUAAUCAGUAACAUUCAUCAAAAGAUCACAAGAAAAUUGAAAUUAAAUUUAAUGUCAGAGCACAAAAACUUGCGGCGAGCGUUUCGUAAGUUGGACAUAAAUCGGCGAGGUGAGCUGGGGAUUUCCGACUUCCGCCGGGCUCUGGUGGGCUGUAACAUUCGGGUCUCUAACGAAGAUUUCUACCACAUCCUGAGCGAGUUUGACCAGGAAAUGAAGGGCUCUGUCUCAUACAACGACUUCCUCUCCACAUUUGUCGACAAUUUGUGAUCAAGAGCACCUGUUUCUGAAAAGAACUAUAGUUUGGUCAACGUCAUCGUAACAUUAUGAUACUGAGGAUGUUGAUGAUUAUUUUCAAUGUUUUUAGGGGUCUCUUAUUCUGUGAUACUUCUGGUAUUGUUCUUUUAGGCUUUAAAAUUUAACAAAACACAUGUACAUUAAUUCUAUCUUUGUUGAUUUAAUAACAAAUUUUAAUGGAUUUAUUGUUUGUUAAUUAUCUAUAUGAUUGUAUGGUAUCUAUUUUGUUGAUAUAUUUUGUUUUUUCUGUUUAUGAAUUGAAGCAUGUCUGUGAUAAGGAAUAACUUCGUUUGUCAAUGUAACCAGAUUUAUUUAAAAUAUUAACUAGUGCCUGUUUCUAUUAAAAUGUAUAAUGUUAGUCCGUGUUUUCAGCGGAUAAGAUGCUUGCAUAAUAGAGAUAGAUAGAAAGUCCUUUUUUCUACUAUGUAUUAUGUUACAGUAGUUUUACCUCAACUAAUUGUAAUAAUUUCUUAAUUAUCAGAAAAUUAACCGUCCAUAGUUUUUUUUAAAUAAAAAUCCAUGUUAAGAA
Molecule: messenger RNA, 4175 nt
Organism: Magallana angulata
Lineage: Eukaryota; Metazoa; Mollusca; Bivalvia; Ostreida; Ostreidae
Product: EF-hand calcium-binding domain-containing protein 6-like
Exons: 25
Coding region: 248-3619 (1123 amino acids)
Molecular function (GO): calcium ion binding
Source: RefSeq, a predicted model, not a curated record